Messenger RNA from Capsella rubella, 1920 nucleotides. Its product is annotated as patellin-1. Lineage: Eukaryota; Viridiplantae; Streptophyta; Magnoliopsida; Brassicales; Brassicaceae. The transcript has 4 exons. Gene Ontology annotation, molecular function: lipid binding. Bases 75 to 1778 code for a protein of 567 amino acids. The record is from RefSeq and is a predicted model, not a curated record.
UCUCUCUCAUCACUAACCCUUCUCUCUUUCACUUUCCAAAUUCUCUCUCUCUCUUUUUCUUGAAUUUUUGAAAGAUGGCUCAAGAAGAGGUACAAAAAGCAGCUGAUGUCGCCGCCGCUGCUUCCGUGACUGAGAAACCUAUGACUGAUAAGGAAGUUACGGUUCCUACCCCUGUGCCAGAGAAGGAGGAAGUGGCUGCUCCUCCUGCCUCUGAGGAGAAGGAGGCGGUUCCGGAGAAAGAGUCCUCCCCGGUGGUUGAAGAUGAGAAAUCUGUUCCGGCGAAGGAGGAAGAGACUGUUGUUGUAGCUGAGAAGGUGAUUGUUUUGACGGCUGAGGAAGUUCAGAAGAAGGCACUUGAAGAGUUCAAGGAGCUUGUGAGGGAGGCUUUGAACAAACGGGAGUUCACUGCUCCCGUGAAGGAAGAGAAACCUGCUCAGGAGGAGAAGAAAACAGAGGAGGAAACUAAAGCAGAGGAGAAAACAGAGGAGAAGAAAGAAGAGACAGCCACUGAGGUGAAGGUUGAGGAAGAGAAGCCUGCGGUUCCAGCGGCGGAGGAGAAGUCAUCAGAGGCGGCUCCGGCAGAAACCAAACCCGAAGAGAAAGCAGCCACUGAAACAACCGAGAAAGCCUCUGUUGCUGAGGAAGAUGGAACCAAGACCGUUGAAGCGAUCGAAGAAUCGAUCGUCUCUGUUUCACAACCCGAAUCCGCCGUGGUAGAGACCGUGGCCGUCGCCGAGGAGGAGCCAGUUGAGCCGGAAGAAGUCUCGAUCUGGGGAGUUCCACUCCUCCAAGACGAGAGAUCCGACGUGAUCCUCACGAAAUUCCUCCGUGCAAGAGACUUCAAGGUCAAAGAAGCUUUAACCAUGCUCAAAAACACCGUCCAGUGGCGUAAAGAAAACAAAAUCGACGAGCUCGUCGAAUCAGGAGAAGAAGCGAGCGAGUUCGAGAAGAUGGUAUUCGCUCACGGUGUUGACAAAGAAGGACACGUCGUGAUCUACAGCUCCUACGGUGAGUUCCAGAACAAAGAGCUUUUCUCCGACAAGGAGAAGCUUAACAAGUUCCUCAACUGGAGGAUUCAGCUGCAAGAGAAGUGCGUGAGAGCUAUCGAUUUCAGCAACCCCGAAGCCAAAUCUUCGUUCGUGUUCGUCAGUGACUUCAGGAACGCUCCAGGACUCGGCAAGAGAGCGUUGUGGCAAUUCAUCAGACGUGCUGUUAAACAAUUUGAAGAUAAUUAUCCUGAAUUCGCCGCUAAAGAGCUAUUCAUCAAUGUGCCAUGGUGGUACAUACCUUACUACAAAACAUUCGGAUCUAUCAUCACAUCGCCAAGGACUAGGAGCAAGAUGGUCCUUGCUGGUCCAUCCAAAUCUGCCGAUACGAUUUUCAAAUACAUAGCUCCUGAACAAGUCCCAGUUAAAUACGGCGGACUUAGCAAAGAGGUUCCUGCAGCCACUGUAGAAACCGUAACAGAAGCUAUCGUUAAACCGGCAGCAAACUACACCAUUGAAUUGCCUGCUUCUGAGGCAUGUACGCUCUCAUGGGAGCUUAGGGUUUUGGGCGCAGACGUGAGCUAUGGAGCUCAGUUUGAGCCAACCACCGAGGGAAGCUAUGCUGUGAUCGUCUCUAAAACCCGGAAGAUUGCAUCAGCUGACGAACCGGUGAUAACCGAUUCUUUUAAGGUGGGUGAACCGGGAAAGAUUGUGAUCACAAUCGAUAACCAGACUUCCAAGAAGAAGAAAGUGCUUUACAGGUUCAAAACUCAACCAAGAUCUGAUCUUUGAAACUUUAAAAUCCAAGAACCAAGAAAGAAGCAAAAAAAGAAGAAAGUUAUUUUGUUAUUUGGGGGGGAACAAAAUUUUAAUUAAUUAAUUUAGUUUGUUAUAUUAUUUAUUAUGUUUGAAAUCUCAAGACGUGGUUGUGUUU